AACGGAGCAGUCGCGCGCGCAACCGCCGUCGGAUUGUUGUUUGUCAAUAUUCUCUCCUCCUCCGCCUUCUCCGCCCCCACGUCGCUACAUCGCUAACAACUCGCGGCUCGCGGCUCGCGGCGUCGCUUAUCUCCUUUAUCCUCCCGCCGCCGCUUCGGGGGUACGCGCAUCGUUCGAGGACGAAAUCCGUCGCGGCGAACGUUUCGCUCGUACGUCGCGCUGGCAUGACGUACGGCGGACGACAGGUUCGGUAGCGCGACGUGAACGAAUCGUCCACCCAUUUAACUUCUCUCUCUCUUUCUCUCUCUCCGACGUUCUUUCCCUCCGCCCGCCCACUCGUCCGCGGCUCCCAGCCACCGUCGCCGACGACGCCAGGACGUUGGAAUGUGUGAACGUAGUGGGACACGCGUACUGUAACGUGCAACGGACGCGAGCGCACGUGCGUGCAUACACGUACACGUACGCACACACAUACACGACACUGACACUACACGAUGCGCCGACGAGCUCCCCGCCGUUAGGAGGAUGCGCCGACCCGUGACCUCGUCGCCGGCGGGACUCCGGGCUUGACAGCGAGCGGCAACGGCAGGUUUUCGGCUCCCCCUCCCCCCGGGAGGUGACGUCGUCGCCGAGCGAGGAAGCUCCUAUAGUUGAAGCUUUCAGUCUCCCGAGGUGUCAACUGAUCUCCGGAGGAGUACACGGAGUAUAUUGCGGCGAGGUAUUCCUCCACGAGGUUUCGAGGAAAACGUGAACUACAUAGCGCAUCCUAUCGAAAGAGGGGAGGCGCCAGACUAAACGUGUGUGACGCACUGGAGAGAAUUCCCCCAGUGUCUCAUACCAAAUGUGCGAACGAAUUCGCUAUCGGUGAAACGGCGGGUGUAAAUAAUGUGAGUUGACUCCCGCGGGGUAAACAGAAGGUCAAUUCCGCCCUGAUAAACACGCACAGCAGCUUUGUCGGUGUUAAACUCGAUGUAUUUUUGCCGAUGAUUUAUUAGAAGAAAAUGUGUGAUGACAGAGUGAUAGAAUAUAGAGACAUAGGUGGAAAAUAUACGAUCGAUUGUGACAGACUACUGUGUAUCUCGCUUAGUUGAUGUACGGGAACGUCUUGCCUUAGACGUUUGGCUAGCGCUUUCAUUGCAUAUCUUUAGUCGUCGCUCUUGGUUGGAAAAUACUCCGGAGUUUAGAAAACUACGUAAUUUCAUGAGGCCGAAGGUGCCUCGAAAGAGGGGAAACUUUCUUUUAAGAAGGUAUUGCGUUCUACAAUUGACUGCAACGAACAAUGAACCAUUCGGGAAGCGGAAAACGCCAGGCGAAGGUUUUGGAAGAAAAUUAUUGGGACUGCAGUGUCUGCACUUAUAGGAAUACAGCGGAAGCAUUUAAGUGCCUCAUGUGUGACGUCCGCAAAGGUACUUCUACGCGGAAACCCCGCAUAAACCCCCAAUUGGUAGCUCAACAGGUUGCGCAGCAACAAUAUGUACCACUUCUGAAGCCGGGCAAGAAAGAAGGGAGUGGCGGUAGUAGCACGGCCAGCGGCGUCAAAGAAAAAGAGCGCAAACUGGACAAAUUGAGGCGCAAGAAUAGGCAUCCACCGCGUUUGAAAAAUAUCGACCGUAGCACCGCACAAUCGAACGAGGUAACAGUUAAUAAUGUUACCGUCACUAUCACGGAAUAUAAGCCCAAGGUGAAGAAGGGCUCGGAUCAGUCGAGCAACGCGAGCUCCGAAGGCGGCAGUCAGCACGAUUCGAAUCAGGACUCAAGAAGCCUCGACGUAGGAACCGAUGCCUAGUUUAAAUACUAAUGUUACAUAUGUGUGUAUGAAUUAUUCUAAUUAAUAUAUUGCAUGUAUGUCAACUCCAUGGUCAACUGUACAUCCUCUAAGCAAAUGACUGACCAUUUGUUGACAGUUGGCUCUUUUCUCUUUGCUUUGCGUCGCAAAUACGGCGCAAGUAUGACGAAUCUAAUAAGGUCAUGCAUUUUAUGAUGUCAACGGGGAUAUUAUUAUUGACUGAGCAAUUUGUAUAUUAUCAUUCAAAGAAUGAAGAAUAGAAAUAUAUGUACAUUAUAUAUCACUGUUUUACUCGUUACACAAGUAUGGAAUACCGUAGAUGGGGAUGACUUUGGAUAAGUUUCAUUAUAUCUCACACUGUAACUUGUAGCGAUUUAACAUACUUAUUUUGGUUCUUUACAUAUACUCAUAAAAGUUCUUUAUAUUGAUACAAAUUAUAUUAGAAAAGAAAUAUCUUAUACCCAACUUACUAUUUUUUGAAAUAAAAUCAGUUUAAAGUCACCCGUUAUAAAGACUAACAAUAAGUCAUAUUUUAUUGACAUUUCAAUGUGUUCAGAAUUUCAGGACGCGCCAAGCGAUGAGAUGACUUAGGUAAAAUAUUAAAAAUUGUCAAAAUAAUGACUUCUUGUUACAAUUUGACAUCUGAUCGAUAUUGUAAUAUAAAAAUUUCUAUAAAUAAUUUCUGAAAUAAAAAAAUUUCUAUAAUAAAAAACGUGUUUUUAAAAGUCAACAAAACACUUCCACAUUAAUAACGUACCUAAUUACAUUUUUUCGUAAAAUAUAUAAUAAUAAAAAACUUAAUUGACCAAAUACAGUUAUAUCAAGUAUGUACUUCCUACAAAAAAUGACAAUUCCCAUUUAAUUAUUCUUAACAGUAAAUAAAAAAUUUAGAAUUUUAGUUUGAAAGUAAAUCUAUUUUUUUAAUGGUUCUGACAAUAUCUUCAAAAUUUAGUUACUUGUAAUCUUUAUAUAUCUUUUAUAUUUAAAGACAUAGCAGUGGAACUGUUCAAUAUAUCUCAUACAAAAUUUUACAUUUAUCAACAUCUAAGAUAUUUAUGAUUUAUGAAACAAAAUUCUUUUUUCUAAACAUUUUUAAAUAACGUUUAGAGCUACAUAAAAAAUGUUUUUAUUAAUAAAAAAUUAUAUAUUAGCAGUGGAACUGUUCAAUAUAUCUCAUACAAAAUUUUACAUUUAUCAGCAUCUAAGAUAUUUAUGAUUUAUGAAACAAAAUUCUUUUUUUUAAACAUUUUUAAAUAACGUUUAGAGCUACAUAAAAAAUGUUUUUAUUAAUAAAAAAUUAUAUAUUUAUAAAAAUAAUUGUAUUUAUAAUUUUAGAGUGUAAAAUUUGCUUGUUUUAUUCAUAAUGCACCGCACGCUAUUUUACGGAAUAUGCAACAAGAUUAAUUAAAAAAAUUUAAGUAUAGUGACAAGAGAGCGAAUUAAAAAAUUUAUUACCGAGUUAUAUUGAGUUAAAUUGUCUUUUAAAAAACAAAACUUGUUUCUUGUCGCCUUUCUGUAUUUUUUAUUACCAUAUUGCUACAGUUAAAUUAACAACCAUUGUAGUAAUUCUAUCAUAUCUGUUUAUAAAAAAGAAAAUUCUAAUUUUGUAGUAAGUACACUUUGUACAUUUUGUCCCAAGUCAACUCCAUUUACGGUAAUUUUGAUUGCUCUUUGCGCGUUUUUUGCGAACAAAAAAUGUACUUAAAAAGGAUCGUUCACUUUACGGACGUUCUUUUGUUUCGUAAUAUUUAUUGAAUUUAUUUAAGGAGAUUCUCUAGUUUAAAAUAGUGGAGGAAAGUUACACAACUUUUCUUACUUUUUAACAAAUAAGAAAAGGAAAGAAAAGCCAUUGUAUCUAAGAAAUAAAUAAUAAAAUUUAAACCUAUUAUUUGUUUAAAAUAUUUUCUUUAAAAUAGACAUAUUUAUGUGAAAAUAAUUUGAAAGAUUAUUUAUAUAAUAAUUUAAAUAUAAUUUAGAUAUUGAUAAUUUUAAUAGAAACAUGAUAACAGAGUAUUUAUUUGUUCAGUAAUUGGUAACCAAGAGUCAAUUGUUUCAAUUACUUGUAAACUUACCUAUCAGAUAAACAUAUAUAUGUUUAUUUUUCUUUCUAAAUACAUAAAAAUAAUAGGUACCUGUUGAGUAAAGCUCAACAAAUUAGAACACUCGGUCUUUAUAUAGAGAGCAAAAAAUGAUGAUAAUUUUAUGUAAAAUUUUUUACAUUUUAAACGUAUAAUCUUUUUUCUAUUAAUGCAAAUACUAAUACGAAAAUUCUUAUUAAUAUAAAUAUUAAUAUAAAUAUAGUUUAUCAGUUUCUUUGCACUUUGUCUAUGAUUAAAUUAAUGAAAAUCAUAGGAAUUAUAAAAAUUUAUUUAAAAAUAUUACUGAAAGGAAAUUGUAUGUGUGUGUGUUUGUGGUAAAAAAUUUCGAAAAAAUUUAAGAAUUUCUAUAUUAUACUUAUUCUCAAAAUUUGAUCAAGUUCUUAUAUUAAAUGACUAGAGAAUCUCUUUAAAAUCGAUGUGAUAUAUUUAAUGCAACAAAAAAAAGGAAGAAAGCAAACUGUAGAUAACAGUAAACUGGAAUUUUACAUAUGAAUGUUGUUGAUAUACAAGAUAUUCGGAAAUUUAAUCGACAAACUUUAAGAAAUGAUUAGGGACAUUUCAAGGAUUAUUUUUUUUUUUUGUAAUUGGACUUGGGGUCGAAAAUGGGUUGUUAUAUCAUUAUGACGGUAAUGUCAGCAACGCAAAAUAAUUCGCCAUGUAUGUCACAUCACAAGCCCAGUCUAGAUAGUGCAUGACGUCCAAAAAGUGCCAUAAUUAAAUGGUAAUGUUCGAAUACAUUCUGUGGGUCAAUGAUAAAAUUAUGAUUCUCAUGAUACUUUCUGAGCAUAUUAUCAUAGUAACAAUCCAUCAUUUCUAAUCCUAAAUCCAUUUAUAAAUAAUGAUCCAUAGAAUGUCUCCAAUAAUUCCUCAAAGUUUCGUCGGUUGAAUUUUUGAACAUUCUGUAUUCAGUUAUAACUUUCCUCGAUUUUCAUUGAAUUUACGAGACCACUGCCAGGAAAUACGUCAAAGACGGUUACUGUUCGGAAUUUCUUAACAAGACUAAUCAUUGGACUGGCAUUGGUACAUAUUCUUAUUCCAUCUUAAUUCUAAUUAUUGCGAUAAAUUUUCUUGAAACAUAAAAUAUUUAAAUAAUAAAAUUAUUUUAUCGAUUUUCGCUAAUUUAUUCUGUACUUUUAUUAAGUACAGUUAAAUUUGUUAAUUUAUAAUUGUGUUUAAAAACGUUCAAUCGCAAUUGUAUAUACAGAUAAAUUUUCAAAUAAUGUAAUAUACGUGUACUUAAUAUAUUAAAUAUUAAAACAACGUUCUAUGAUGAAGGAAGAAAAAAUGUCAGGAAAUAUGCGAAUUAAGACUGUAAAAUAAAAAGACAUAACACUUUAUUUGAUAAUGCAAAUGCGUAUACAUAUAUAAAAAGGAUCGUUCGAGUUCAUUGUUUUACCAUAUUUGUAUAACUGCCCAACAAAAUUUCUUAACACUUGUUGUAUUUAUUAAAAAAUACCCCUACAU
Monomorium pharaonis (pharaoh ant) is the source of this 5349-nucleotide messenger RNA. RefSeq names its product RING1 and YY1-binding protein (gene RYBP). The record is from RefSeq and is a predicted model, not a curated record. Gene Ontology annotation, biological process: positive regulation of DNA-templated transcription. The coding region runs from base 1280 to 1786 and encodes 168 amino acids. Lineage: Eukaryota; Metazoa; Arthropoda; Insecta; Hymenoptera; Formicidae. Gene Ontology annotation, cellular component: nucleus. Gene Ontology annotation, molecular function: transcription coregulator activity; DNA binding. The transcript is spliced from 3 exons.